Molecule: messenger RNA, 693 nt
Organism: Dovyalis caffra
Lineage: Eukaryota; Viridiplantae; Streptophyta; Magnoliopsida; Malpighiales; Salicaceae
Source: the annotation of a GenBank genome assembly
AUGUCUCUUAGACCUAGAGCCACACCCUCGUCCAAGCAACUAUCCAUACCUGAGGUAUCUACCCAGAGUUCAAGCUCGACCAGUGCCAGCAACGAUAACAAUGAGCCUGAAACUCCAAAAUCCCCAUCAAGACCGCCCACUUUCUCUCAACGUGCAAUCUCGCAAACCCUAACAAGCACAGCAAACCUAGCCAACCUCCUUCCUACAGGCACCCUCUUAGCCUUCCAGCUUCUCACCCCAUUCUUUACCAACAAUGGUGCCUGUGAUUCUGCCACACGCCCUAUGACUUUAAUCCUCCUUGCUGUCCUUGCUCUUUCUUGCUUUCUUGCUUCCUUCACGGAUAGUAUCAAGUCCCCAACGGAUGGAGGAGUUUACUAUGGUUUUGCAACUUUUAAAGGGAUGUAUCUGUUUGACUGCCCUGAUCCUGUUGGUUCAGGCUUGCCCGAUUUGAGCAAGUUCAAGAUGAGGUUCAUCGAUGUGGUUCAUGCUGUUCUAUCAGUGCUUGUGUUUGUUUCUGUGGCUUUGAGGGAUAAGAAUGUCGUGAGUUGCUUUUAUGCCAUGCCCAAGCAGGAGACUCAAGAGGUUUUGAAUAUUGGCCCAGUUGGGAUUGGUCUCAUCUCCAGCUUGUUGUUUGUGGUUUUCCCUACCAGAAGGCAUGGCAUCGGCUACCCUGUUACACCAGGCAAAACUUAG